GAUGGCAUAUAAGUGAUCAGUCAUGGCUCUGAUGAUCCCUCCAGUGAAGCUCAAAUGGCUGGAACAUCUCAACAACUCUUGGAUCACAGAGGACAGCGAGUCCAUUGCCACACGAGAGGGGGUCUCGGUCCUGUACGCCAAGCUUCUCACCAACAAGGAAGUGGUGCUGCUGCCUCAGCAGGUGCUCUGCCUGAAGGGCCCCCAGCUGCCGGAUUUCGAGCGAGAGUCCCUGUCCAGCGAUGAGCAGGAACACUACCUGGACGCCCUCCUCAGCAGCCAGCUGGCACUGGCGAAAAUGGUGUGCUCAGACUCUCCGUUCGCAGCCGCCCUUCGCAAGCGGCUGCUGGUACUGCAGCGUAUCUUCUACGCACUUUCCAACAAAUACCAUGACAAAGGCAAGGUAAAGCAGCAGCAGCAUUCUCCCGAGAACAACUCUGGGUCCACCGACAUUCAUUCGGUCAGUGAGCGACCAAGGUCCAGCACAGAUGCUUUGAUAGAGAUGGGAGUACGGACUGGCCUUAGUCUGCUGUUUGCACUGUUACGACAAAGCUGGAUGAUUCCCCCUCAAGGACCGGGCCUGAACUUGUGCAACGAUGUCAUCCACACUGCCAUAGACGUCAUAAGCUCCCUGCCACCCUUAUCGCUAGCUAACGAAAGCAAAAUUCCACCUAUGGGUUUGGAUUGUUUGUCACAGGUGACAAUGUUUCUUAAAGGAGUGACUAUGCCAAAUUCUGGUGCUGAUAUACUGGGACGAAGGUUAGCUUCUGAACUGCUGCUCGGCCUCGCUGCCCAGAGAGGCUCGUUACGGUACCUUCUUGAGUGGAUAGAGAUGGCUCUAGUGGCAUCUGCCGUAGUGAGUACCAUGGAAAAAAAUAAAGUGCCCUUAAAUCAAGAGGGACUGAUCAGCUAUGACUGUUUCAUGAAUAUAUUAAUGCAGAUGAGACGAUCUUUGGGUUCUUUAGCUGACCGGAGUCAGUGGAGGGAACCCACAAGAACACCAGAUGGACUGUGCUCUUUGUAUGAGGCAGCGCUCUGUCUCUUUGAAGAGGUCUGCAGAAUGGCAUCAGACUACUCAAGAACCUGCGCCAGCCCAGACAGUAUACAGACUGGAGAUGCCCCCAUGGUGUCUGAAACUUGUGAGGUGUACGUUUGGGGCAGCAACAGUAGCCAUCAGCUGGUAGAGGGUACCCAAGAGAAAAUUCUGCAGCCCAAACUGGCUUCAAGCUUUGCUGAUGCACAGACAAUUGAAGCUGGGCAGUACUGUACAUUUGUGAUUUUUGCUGAUGGGUCUGUGAAAGCCUGUGGGAAAGGAAGCUAUGGGAGACUUGGCCUGGGAGACUCCAACAACCAGUCGACUUUGAAAAAACUGACAUUUGAACCCCACAGAGCAAUCAAAAAGGUCUCGUCCUCUAAAGGUUCAGAUGGGCACACCCUCGCUUUUACAACUGAAGGAGAGGUGUUCAGCUGGGGUGACGGUGACUAUGGAAAACUAGGACAUGGAAACAGCUCCACACAGAAGUACCCCAAACUCAUCCAGGGCACUCUGCAAGGAAAGGUGGUUGUAUGUGUGUCUGCUGGCUACAGACACAGUGCAGCUGUCACUGAAGACGGUGAGCUCUACACCUGGGGUGAAGGUGAUUUUGGAAGAUUAGGUCAUGGUGACAGUAACAGCCGUAAUAUUCCUACUCUGGUGAAAGACAUUAGCAAUGUCGGUGAAGUGUCUUGUGGCAGUUCACAUACUAUAGCUUUAUCUAAAGAUGGGCGAACAGUUUGGUCCUUUGGAGGUGGAGACAAUGGGAAACUUGGACAUGGUGAUACUAACAGAGUAUACAAACCAAAAGUUAUUGAAGCCUUACAAGGAAUGUUUAUCCGGAAAGUUUGUGCUGGAAGCCAGUCUUCACUUGUCUUGACAUCAGCUGGGCAGGUUUCUGCAUGGGGCUGUGGUGCCUGCCUUGGCUGUGGCUCUUCAGAAGCUACUGCUCUUAGACCCAAACUGAUUGAAGAAUUGGCAACAACCAGAGUAGUUGAUAUUUCAAUUGGUGAUAGUCACUGUUUGGCUUUAUCACAUGAUAAUGAGGUUUACGCCUGGGGUAAUAAUUCAAUGGGACAGUGUGGCCAGGGUAACUCGACUGGUCCCAUAACUAAACCGAAGAAGGUGAUUGGUUUGGAUGGGGUGGCAAUUCAGCAGAUUUCUGCUGGAACAUCACAUAGUCUAGCCUGGACUGCAUUACCUAGGGAUAGGCAAGUUGUAGCUUGGCAUAGACCCUACUGUGUUGACUUGGAGGAAAGCACAUUCUCACAUUUGCGUUCCUUUCUUGAACGGUACUGCGAUGGUAUCAAUAGUAACGUUCCUCCUCUCCCUUUCCCUUCAUCAAGGGAACAUCAUAAUUUCCUUAAGCUGUGUCUCAAAUUGUUGUCCAACCAUCUAUCCCUGGCUCUAGCUGGUGGAGUGGCCACUAGCAUUCUUGGUAGGCAGGCUAGGCCUCUAAGAACCCUUCUGUUUAGACUAAUGGAUUCCUCUGUGCCUGAUGAAAUUCAGGAGGCUGUUAUAGAAACCCUGUCAGUUGGAGCUACAAUGUUGCUUCCUCCACUCCGAGAGAGGAUGGAACUGCUGCAUUCACUUUUGCCACAGGGACCUGACAGAUGGGAGAGUCUAUCUAAAGGACAGAGAAUGCAGCUGGAUAUUAUACUGACAAGCCUGCAAGACCACACCCAUGUGGCAUCAUUGUUAGGCUACAGCUCCCCUACUGAUGCUUCUGAGGCAUUGUCAUCUGGUCUGGGCUUUGGAACACCAUUAGACUCACCCUACAGCUCUCCAGACAGUCACCCUGACACCCAUCUAGCUGAAAUCCUUAUGAAGACACUUCUGAGGAAUUUAGGUUUUUAUACGGAUCAAGCUUUUGGAGAGCUGGAGAAGAACAGUGACAAGUUACUUCAGAGCACAUCAUCUUCAGAAAACAGCCAGCCUGCUCACCUCCAUGAACUGCUGUGCUCUCUGCAAAAACAGCUCUUAGCUUAUUGUCACAUAAACAGUGUCACUGAGAAUUCUAGCAGUGUGGCAUUGUUACACAAACACCUUCAGCUCCUGCUACCUCAUGCUACAGAUGUCUUCUCCCGAUCUGCGACCCUUCUAAAGGAGAGCUCCUGGAACGGCAAUGUCAGAGAGAAACUCAGAGGUGUGAUCUAUGUGUCUGCAGCAGGCAGUAUGCUGUGUCAGAUCAUUAACUCACUAUUAUUGCUACCUGUAUCGGUGGCACGGCCGUUACUGAGUUACCUUUUGGAUCUGCUCCCACCUCUGGAUUGCCUCAACAGACUUCUACCAGCUGCAACACUCCUGGAAGACCAGGAACUGCAGUGGCCCCUGCAUGGAACUCUGGAGUUUGAAGACCCUGCUGGAGCUGCUCUUCCUCAGCCUGCCCAGUCGUGGGUGUGGCUGGUGGAUCUGGAGAGGACUGGAGCUCUGCUGGUGGGGCGCUGCCUGGGAGGCAUGCUUCAGGGACCUGCCACCUCGCCUGAGGAGCAAGACGCUGGCUACUGGCUGAAAACACUGCUGUUCAGUAAUGGGUUGGAGAUGGAUAUCCCACAGCUAGAUAAAUGUAUAAGUUCCUUGUUGGAAGUGGCCCUUUCUGGAAAUGAAGAGCAGAAGCCAUUUGAAUACACACUUCGUCCUGAAAUGGCGGUGCUGGUUGACCUGGCCUUGGGAUCCAACAAAGAACCCACCAAUAGCCUUUGGAUCAAUAUGCAGGAUUAUGCCAUCAGCAAAGACUGGGACAAUGCGACUCUCAGCAGCGAAUCACUUUUGGAUACAGUUUCUAGAUUUGUUCUUGCUGCUUUACUGAAACAUACAGGCCUAUUGAACCAGGCAUGUGGUGAGGGCAGAUACCAGCCCAGUAAAACAUUGGCAGAGGUGUAUCGAUGCGUCUAUAAGGUCCGUAACCGCUUACUGGCUUGUAAGAACAUGGAAUUCAUUCAGUCUUCUUCAAGGGAAAGGCAGAUGUCUGAAAAUCACGACUCGCUGGAGAUUGAUCCCCAGGAGAAUUCCUUUACACGUACCAUUGAUGAAGAGGCUGAGAUGGAGGAGCAUGCGGACAGAGAGCGGGAGGAAGGACAUCCGGAGCAAGAUGAGGAAGAAAGCGAGCACGAGGUCAUGACAGCUGGCAAAAUCUUUCAAUGUUUCCUAUCAGCCCGAGAAGUAGCCCGCAGUCGAGACCGGGAGCGAAUGAGUAGCAGCACUGGGAUUGGGAAUGGAUCCGGACCCAGAGCUGCCGAUGAUGUUCCAUCUCAGUCUCAACAGGACAGGAGGGCUAGCACAAGCCUGCCAGAGGGACAGGACCUCUACACGGCAGCCUGUAACUCCGUCAUUCACCGCUGUGCCCUGCUGAUUCUAGGGGUCAGUCGAGUGCUAGAGGAUCUGCACAGUCAACAGGAAGAUGGGCAGAUACAGCGAGCCACCACAGGCACUCAGGAGGGAGUGGGUUUCAUGACCAGGAGCGAGAGCUUGACUGCAGAGAGCCGCUCUGUUCAGGCAAGCCCAUAUUACAGGCUGAUGAAAUCAAGAAGCGAGUCUGAUCUCUCACAGCCCGAGUCUGAUGAAGAGGGAUCCGGUCUGAGUGGAAGAAGAAAUGUUGAUUUGGACUUGGCUUCCUCACAUAAGAGAAGGGUGCAUUUACUCCUUUUUGGCCAGUUGAGCCCGAGAAACAAGAAGAGCUUCAAGCAAGUACAUGAUGGACCUGUACACAGUUCUCCAGAACCUCUGACUGACACAUGGUCUAGAUUGAAACACAGCCGAGAUCGCUUGUACAACUCCUCGCAUUCGUACAGAGAAUCCGACUUUGAUCUGACCAGAUCCCUGGGAAUCCAUGCCCUUAUUGAUAACAUUGUCAGCUUUGUGAGUGGGGAUGUGGUCAACACCCCUGCUUUCAAAGAGCCAGAGGAGAGCAUGUCCACCAGUCCUCAGGGUACAAUCAUUGCAAUGGAACAGCAGCAGAACAGGGCUGAGCUUCGCCUGGAGGCUCUGCACCAGAUCCUGGUUCUGCUGUCUGGAAUGGAAGAGAAAGGCAGCCAGGCUGCAGGGGGUGUCCGGCAGGGGCCAGCGUUUCAGUCCUCCAGCUUGUUGACCUCUGUCAGACUGCAGUUCCUAGCAGGGUGCUUUGGCCUGGGAACAUUGGGAAAUGGAGGAAUAAAAGUAGAAAGUGUCCAGCUUCAUCAUUAUCAGGAUGGCAUCAGAUCUGCCAAGAGGAAUAUUCAGAUGGACAUCCAGACGGCAGUGCACAAGAUUUACCAGCAGUUGUCUGCCACCCUGGAGCGUGCCUUGCAAUCUAACAAGCAUCAUGUUGAAGCUCAACAGCGCCUCCUGUUGGUGACCGUGUUUGCACUCAGUGUUCGUUAUCAGCCAGUGGAUGUGUCUCUGGCUGUUUCAAGUGGUUUGCUCAAUGUCUUGUCACAGUUGUGUGGUACUGACACCAUGUUAGGACAGCCACUGCAGCUGCUGCAGAAGCCUGGUGUGUCCCAGCUCAGCACAGCUCUCAAAGUAGCCAGCACCAGGCUGCUUCAGAUUCUAGCCAUCACUACAGGGACGUAUGCUGAUAAACUGAGUCCCAAGGUAGUGCAGACUCUGCUGGACCUGCUGUGUAGCCAGCUGAAGAACCUGCUCUCCCAGGCUGGGGUGACACUGAUGUCUUCCUGUAGGGAGGAGGAAGAGACAAAAUCUGAUGAGAUCAGGGAAGCUGAAAAGAGGGAUUUCAGAGCACUUGUACGCAAACAGCACACAGCAGAGCUCCAUCUUGGAGAUUUCCUUGUAUUUCUGCGGAGAGUUGUGUCCUCCAAAGCUAUACAGUCUAAUAUGGCUUCCCCAAAAUGGACAGAGGUCCUGCUGAAUAUUGCUGCUCAAAAGUGCUGUUCAGGAGUCCCCCUGGUUGGAAACUUGCGAACAAGGCUGCUUGCUCUUCAUGUACUGGAAGCUGUGCUGCCUGCUUGUGAAGCUACUGUCGAAGAUCACCAGAUGACACAGGUUGUAGAACGCCUAUUCUCACUCCUUUCUGACUGCAUGUGGGAAGCACCAAUUGCUCAGGCCAAGCACACAAUUCAAGUAAAAGAAAAAGAACAAGAGAUGAAACUACAGGGUGAGGUGGAGGAGGAGGAUGAGAGCCUGCCCAUCCAGGAAUUGUCCUAUGACUCUGAGAAAGCUCAGUGCUGUGUGGUGGAGAAUGGACAGGUGCUAACUCAUGGCAGUGGAGGAAAAGGAUAUGGGCUAGCAUCCACAGGAAUCACGUCUGGAUGUUACCAGUGGAAGUUUUACAUUGUUAAAGAAAAUCGUGGUAAUGAAGGAACUUGUGUAGGAGUGUCUCGCUGGCCUGUUCACGACUUCAACCAUCGUACUACAUCAGACAUGUGGCUGUACAGAGCUUAUAGUGGUAAUCUUUACCACAAUGGAGAACAGACUCUGGCGCUGUCCAGUUUCACUCAGGGGGAUUACAUCACCUGUGUGUUAGACAUGGAAGCAAGGACAAUGUCCUUUGGGAAAAAUGGGGAGGAGCCUAAACUAGCCUUUGAAGAUGUGGAUGCAACAGAACUAUACCCUUGUGUGAUGUUCUACAGCAGUAAUCCUGGUGAAAAGGUUAAAAUCUGUGACAUGCAAAUGCGGGGCACCCCAAGAGACCUGCUGCCUGGAGAUCCUAUCUGCAGCCCAGUUGCAACUGUUUUGGCAGAGGCCACCACUCAGCUUAUUCGCAUUCUCCACCGUACAGACAGGUGGACCCACUGCAUCAACAAGAACAUGAUGGAGCGGCUCCAGGAGAUCAAAGCCUGCUUUAGGGAAGUUGGGCAGAAACUGAAAAAGAGCCGCUCGGUGCAAAGCAGGGAGGAACGAGAUGCAAAGGACGAUUUCAGAGAAGAGGAGAAGGGCAGACAUGGGAAGCACGGGCUGGCAGACCUCUCGGAGGCACAGCUGAAGACACUCUGCACCGAGGUCUGGCCUGUGCUGUCAGUAAUUGGAGGGGCAGAUGCUGGUCUCCGAGUUGGAGGGAGAUGUGUUCACAAGCAAACGGGGCGGCACGCCACACUGCUGGGAGUAGUGAAAGAGGGAAGCACUUCUGCCAAGGUUCAGUGGGAUGAGGCAGAGAUUACAAUCAGCUUCCCAACUUUUUGGUCGUCUAGUGACACCCCCCUGUACAACCUGGAGCCCUGCGAGCCGCUGCCCUUUGACGUUUCCAGAUUCCGUGGGUUGACGGCAUCUCUGCUGCUGGAUCUCACCUACCUGACUGGCAUCCACGAAGACACAGCAAAGCUAAGUGCCCGCAGGCAUGAGAAGAAACACCGACAUGAUUCAGAAGAGAAGGGAGACCUUGAGCAAAAAGCAGAGGGGGACCUCCCAAAAGAAACCAUGGAUCUGCGGGUCUCCCAAAGUUUGGAUGAGGUCAAAGCUCACAUGAGCACCAACUCAAAAUCAGAAAGCGAAAUAUCUUCAUUUUCCUUGGAACCUCAGAUUUUAGACUCCCAACACCAUCAAGCCGACGGAAAGAGGAAAGCCCAUGAACACGCGAUAAGAACUCACGAUUUGGAGCAAUCAGAAAUCCGAGCGGUUCAGCUCUCCUACCUCUAUCUUGGUGCUAUGAAAUCACUAAGUGCUCUUCUCAGCUGCAGCAAGUAUGCUGAAUUGUUACUUAUUCCCAAGGUGCUGCCAGAGAAUGGACACAACUCGGACUGUGCUAGCUCCCCUGUAAUCCAAGAGGAGGUGGAAAUGAGAGCUGCCCUCCAGUUCUUGAUGCGGCACAUGGUUAAGCGCGCCGUCAUGCGGUCCCCCAUCAAACGAGCCCUAGGGCUUGCAGAUCUGGAACGUGCUCAAGCCAUGGUUUACAAGCUGGUAGUUAACAGUCUGCUGGAAGAAAAGUUUGGGGGCAAAAUCAAGCAAGAAGUGGAUCCUGAGUCGGAGGAACCCGAUGGUGCCCAGCAGGCACAGACUCCAGUCACCACCAGUCCUUCUGCUUCCAGCACCACUUCCUUCAUGAGCAGCUCACUGGAAGAUACCACCACUGCCACUACUCCAGUGACAGACACUGAGACUGUGCCAGCCUCUGAGUCUCCUGGCGUCAUGCCACUCAGUCUGCUAAGGCAAAUGUUUUCUAGUUACCCAACUACUACUAUGAUACCCACACGUCGUGCGCAAACCCCACCUGUCUCCUCCCUGCCAACAUCCCCGUCUGACGAAAUAGGACGGAGGCAAAGCUUGACUUCCCCGGACUCCCAGCCAGCAAGGACUUCCAACCGCACUGCCUUAUCAGAUCCCAGCAGCAGAUUGUCAACUUCACCUCCUCCACCUGCCAUUGCCGUUCCUCUCUUAGAAAUGGGAUUCUCUCUUAGGCAGAUAACAAAAGCCUUGGAAGCUACUGGUGCAAGUGCAGAAGCAGAUGCUCAGAAUAUCACUGUGCUGGCCAUGUGGAUGAUUGAGCACCCUGGAACUGAGGAGGAGGAGGAGCCCCAACCCAGCGGAGGAGCUGAUUCCUGCUCAGGGGCAACUGCUUCUGGAGGUGGGGGUAAAUCCAGAGACUCCAGCUACCUGCAGUCUCCUGGAGAAAUACCGGCAGCAGACGCAGCAGAAAUGGAGGAAGGCUUUAGUGAGAGCCCAGAUGGACUAGAUCAGGGGGAGAGUGCAUCUGCUUCUAAUGGAUCUGCUGCUAGAGGCCGAUCUACUGUAACUAGAAAACAGAGGUUUGACUUGGCAGCACGGACAUUGCUAGCUCGGGCAGCAGGGCUAUACCGUUCAGUUCAAGCCCAGAGAAAUCAGAACCGAAGGGAAGGGACAUCUCUGCAGCAGGAUCCGGGAGCCCUGUAUGAUUUCAACCUGGAUGAGGAGCUGGAGAUUGACCUGGAUGAUGAAGCAAUGGAGGCCAUGUUUGGGCAGGAGCUUGCAAGUGACAGUGAUAUCCUAGGAAUGUGGAUCCCGGAGGUACUGGAUUGGCCAACAUGGCAUGUUUGUGAGUCCGAGGACAGAGACGAGGUGGUGAUCUGUGAACUCUGCGAGUCCAGUGUUGCCAGUUUUAAUCAGCACAUGAAGAAAAACCACCCAGGCUGUGGUCAGAGUGCAAACCGACAGGGCUACCGUAGUAAUGGCUCCUAUGUGGACGGCUGGUUUGGUGGGGAAUGUGGGAGUGGAAAUCCUUACUACCUUCUCUGUGGCAGCUGUAGGGAAAAAUACCUCUCCAUGAAGAGCAAGACAAAAGGGCCAGUCCUUGAAAGAUACAAAGGCCAGGCUCCAGAUCUACUUGGGAAGCAGGACAGUGUGUAUGAAGAAGACUGGGACAUGCUGGAUGUAGAUGAGGAUGAGAAGCUGACCGGGGAGGAGGAGUUUGAACUGUUGGCUGGCCCGCUCGGUCUCAGUGAGCGUCGAAUCGUACCUGAAGCAGUCCAGUUCACUGACAGUGAUCCAUUAGGAGCAUCAGUCUCCAUGGUUACAGCUACCAACAGCAUGGAGGAGACACUUCUCCAAAUAGGCUGUCACAGCUCUGUGGAGAAAAGCUUCUCUGGCAGGAUAACUCUUGGUGAGCAGGCUGCAGCCCUGAUGAAUCCCCAUGACAGAGUUGUGGCUCUGAGGAGAGUGACGGCAGCUGCCCAGGUCCUUUUGGCGAGAACAAUGGUCAUGAGGGCACUGUCUUUGCUGUCUGUCAGUGGUUCCAGCUGCAGUCUUGCUGCUGGACUGGAGUCCCUGGGUUUGACGGAUAUACGGACCCUGGUGCGGUUGAUGUGCCUGGCUGCAGCGGGUCGAGCUGGCCUGUCAACAAGCCCCAAGGCAACCAGUUCAGCAGAGCGCCCACGUGGAGGAGGCAGCAAGGCCAACAAGCCCAUGUCCUGCCUGGCAUACCUGAGUACAGCAGUGGGCUGUAUAGCUUCCAAUAGCCCAAGUGCUGCCAAACUACUAGUUCAGCUUUGCACACAGAAUUUAAUCUCGGCAGCAACGGGUAUGAAUCUAGCAGUAGUAGAUGAUCCCAUUCAGAGGAAGUUUCUGCCCAGUUUCCUGAGAGGAGUUGCAGAAGAAAAUAAGCUAGUGACCUCUCCUAACUUUGUAGUUACCCAGGCACUUGUGGCACUGCUAGCAGACAAGGGGGCUAAACUGAGACCCAGCUGCGACAAAGCAGAUCUUGAAAAGAGAGCAGGUUGUAUUGCGCAUUUGUAUGCCCAUCCUUCAUAUAAUCCUUCCGCUGUAGGCCCUCUGGAAUUGGCGAAUGCAUUGGCAGCUUGCUGCCUCUCAUCCAGGCUGUCUUCCCAGCACAGACAGUGGGCAGCUCAGCAGCUGGUGCGGACACUGGCAGCGCACGAUCGCGACAAUCAGAGCCAGCCACAGACAUUCGCGGACAUGGCUGGGGACCUGCGCAAAUGCUCCUUUAUUAAACUUGAAGCCCAUCAAAGCAGGGUUAUAACAUGUGGGUGGUGCAACAAGAAGAGUCUUUUGGCAACCAGUGGCAAUGAUGGAACGGUCCGCGUGUGGAAUGUUACCAAGAACCAGUAUACACUGCAACAGACAUGCGUCUUUAACAAAUUAGACAACACUUCGGAGGAAGGCCUGAGUAACAUUGGCUCCCCCAGUGACCCCAGCUUGUCUCUGGUUUGCUGGAGUGUCAGCGGAAAGUACCUUGCAGCAGCUAUGGAGAAAAUGGUCAAUAUCUGGCAAGUCAAUGGAGGUAAAGGAUUGCUGGAUAUCCAGCCCCACUGGGUGUCAGCCCUCACCUGGCCCGAAGAUGGCCCUAUAGCGAGCUGGGCUGGAGAGACUUUAGAAGUUUUGCUGGUGGGACGAAUAGAUGGAUCCCUUGGCCUAAUUGAAGUAGUAGAUGCCUCCACCAUGCAUCGUAUGGAGCUGGAACAUUGCUACAGAAAAGAUGUUGCUGUUAUGUCAAUUGCUUGGUAUAGUGAAGACAAACCAUUUGCAGUAGGUUAUGCUGAUGGAAAACUGCUGAUUGGCACAAAGGAGCCACUUGAAAAAGGAGCCAUUGUAGUCAUUGAUGCACACAAGGAGUCUAUCACCUGUAUGAAAUGGAACCCAGCUGGGGAAAUACUCAUGACCUGUGCCAAAGAGGAGACUGUGAAGUUAUGGGCCUGUAUGGGAGGCAACUGGAAGUGCCUGCAUGUCCUCUCCCAUCCAGCUGUGGUCAAUAGUAUUGCCUGGUGUAGUCAACCAGGCAAAAGCCCCAAGCCCCUGACUAUGUUUGCUACCUGUUGCCAGAAUGGCUUGGUUUGUGUCUGGACUGUUCCUCAGGACCCUUUCAGCUUUCCUGAAUCAAGUUCCAAUGUCUCAGAUGGGUGGUGGGAGCUGGAAACUAAAACAACUGAAAGGGACUGUUACAGAAAAGCAGAGGAUGCUAGGUGUGUGUUUCAACUGAAGGGACACAUCACUCCAGUGAAGACCGUAGCCUUCAGCCCUGAUGGGAUGGCGCUGGUAUCUGGAGGAGUUGGCGGACUCAUGAACAUCUGGUCCUUGAGGGAUGGAUCAGUACUGCAGUCGGUGGUGACAGGAUCAGGCGCUAUUCAGAAUAUAGUCUGGAUCCCUGAUGUUGGUGUAGCUGCUUGUUCUAACAGGUCAAAGGAUGUGUUGGUGGUGAACUGCACUUCAGAAUUUAUAUCUUCCAACCAUGUCCUUGCAACAUGCAGAACUGCACUGAAGAGGCAGGGAGUUGUGGGGUUGAACAUGGCACCUUGCAUGAGGGCUUUCCUUGAGAGGCUGCCAGUGAUGCUACAGGAGCAGUAUGCUUAUGAAAAGCCUCAUGUGGUAUGUGGAGACCAGCUCAUUCACAGUCCUUACAUGCAGUGUCUGGCUUCCCUGUCAGUGGGCCUUCACUUGGACCAGCUGCUGUGUAACCCGCCCGUGCCACCUCACCACCAGGACUGUCCUUCUGACUCGGCAGCCUGGAGCCCCAGUGAAUGGGCCUGGCUCGAGUGCUUCUCCACCACUGUCAAAGCUGCAGAGGCCUUAGCAAAGGGAGCUCGUUUCCCAGAAUCCUUCACUGUUCCAGACUUGGAGCCAGUACCCGAGGAUGAGUUUGCACUCCUGCUGGACAACAGUAAGUGGAUGUAUGGAAUGGAUGAACAGAUUAUGUCGUGGGCAACAUCCAGACCCGAGGAUUGGCACCUUGGUGGUAAAUGUGAUGUCUUUCUCUGGGGAGCAGGGCGUCACGGCCAGCUCGCAGAGGCCGGUAGAAAUAUUUUAGUGCCAACUUCAGCGCUGUCAUUUUCACAGGCCCAGCAUGUCAUAUGUGGCCAGAACUGCACCUUUGUGAUCCAAGCGAAUGGAACUGUGCUUGCUUGUGGGGAAGGCAGCUAUGGCAGGCUUGGACAAGGGAACUCCGAUGACCUUCAUGCACUAACUGUUAUUUCAGCAUUACAAGGUUUUGUAGUAACACAGCUGGUGACAUCCUGUGGUUCUGAUGGCCACUCCAUGGCUUUGACUGAGAGCGGAGAAGUCUUCAGCUGGGGAGAUGGAGAUUACGGGAAACUGGGUCACGGCAACAGUGACAGACAAAGACGUCCAAGGCAGAUAGAAGCACUGCAGGGAGAGGAGAUUGUGCAGAUGUCAUGUGGGUUCAAGCAUUCAGCUGUGGUUACCGCAGAUGGCAAGCUGUUCACGUUUGGAAAUGGAGACUAUGGUCGGCUGGGCUUGGGUAACACUUCCAAUAAGAAACUCCCUGAGCGAGUCACGGCACUGGAAGGCUAUCAGGUCGGACAGGUGGCCUGUGGUCUGAACCAUACCCUAGCAGUAUCGGCAGAUGGAAUGAUGAUUUGGGCUUUUGGAGAUGGAGACUACGGGAAACUUGGGUUAGGAAACUCGACAGCUAAAUCUUCUCCACAAAAAGUGGACGUGCUUUGUGGCAUUGGUAUAAAAAAAGUGGCCUGUGGCACGCAGUUCUCAGUUGCUUUAACAAAGGAUGGUCACGUCUACACAUUUGGGCAAGACCGUCUGAUUGGCUUACCGGAGGGCCGAGCACGAAACCACAACAGACCUCAGCAGGUCCCUGCACUCUCUGGCAUCUUUAUUGAGGACGUUGCCGUGGGAGCUGAACACACCCUGGUGUUGUCAUUUACUGGUGAUGUCUACGCCUGGGGGAGCAAUUCAGAGGGACAGCUGGGACUUGGCCACACAAACCACGUGAGAGAGCCGACUGUGGUGACCAUGCUCCAAGGAAAGAGCUUUCAUCAGAUCUCAGCUGGGCGCUGCCACAGUGCUGCAUGGACUGCCCCCCCAGUACCACCAAGGGCACCCGGUGCGUCCGUGCCUUUGCAGCUCGGCCUGCCCCUUUCCGUCCCCCCUCAGUACAGCAGUCUGAAGGAAGUCAGUAUAGAGACUGUGCGGGCCAGGCUGAGGCUGCUCUACCACUUCUCAGAUCUCAUGUAUUCCUCCUGGAGGUUACUGAACCUCAGCCCCAAUAGCCAGAGCUGCACUUCCCAUUACAAUGCAGGAACAUGGGGAAUAGUUCAAGGGCAGCUGAGGCCUUUACUAGCAACACGGGUUUACACUCUUCCUAUGGUACGCUCUAUUGGUAAAACCAUGGUCCAAGGCAAGAACUAUGGCCCACAGAUUACUGUGAAAAGAAUAUCUACAAGAGGCCGCAAGUGCAAGCCUAUUUUUGUGCAGAUAGCCAGACAAGUAGUAAAGCUGAAUGCUUCAGACCUCCGCCUGCCCUCUCGUGCCUGGAAAGUGAAGCUGGUUGGCGAGGGAGCGGAUGACGCAGGAGGAGUCUUUGACGACACUAUUACAGAAAUGUGCCAGGAACUUGAGACAGGUGUGGUAGACCUGCUCAUUCCAUCUCCAAAUGCCACAGCAGAAGUGGGGUACAACAGAGAUAGAUUCUUGUUCAACCCUUCGGCAUGUCUAGAUGAGCACAUUAUGCAGUUCAAGUUUCUGGGUAUUUUGAUGGGUGUUGCCAUUCGUACAAAAAAACCUUUGGACCUCCACCUGACCCCAAUGGUCUGGAAGCAGCUCUGCUGUAUCCCGCUCAUUCUGGAAGACCUGGAGGAGGUAGACUUGCUUUAUGUACAGACCCUCAACAGCAUUCUUCACAUUGAAGAUAGUGGGAUUACAGAGGAGAAUUUCCAUGAGAUGAUUCCUCUUGACUCAUUUGUGGGCCAGAGUGCUGAUGGCAAAAUGGUCCCUAUAAUUCCUGGAGGAAACAGCAUCCCACUGACCUUCUCCAACAGAAAAGAAUAUGUGGACCGUGCCAUUGAAUACAGACUUCACGAAAUGGAUCGCCUAGUGGCUGCGGUUCGGGAAGGGAUGUCCUGGAUAGUGCCAGUUCCACUGCUCUCCCUCCUCACUGCCAAGCAGCUGGAACAGAUGGUGUGUGGCAUGCCUGAGAUAUCGGUGGAGGUGUUGAAGAAAGUGGUGAGAUACCGGGAGGUAGAUGAACACCACCAGUUAGUGCAGUGGUUCUGGCAGACCCUGGAGGAAUUCUCCAAUGAGGAGAGAGUCCUGUUCAUGCGCUUCGUGUCUGGGAGGUCCCGACUGCCUGCCAACACUGCCGAUAUCUCUCAGAGGUUUCAGAUCAUGAAGGUUGACAGGCCAUAUGACAGUUUGCCUACCUCACAGACCUGCUUCUUUCAGCUGAGACUCCCACCAUAUUCCAGUCAAGCAGUCAUGGCUGAGCGCCUUCGUUAUGCUAUCAACAACUGCAGAUCUAUUGACAUGGACAAUUACAUGCUCUCCCGCAAUGUGGACAAUGCAGAAGGCUCAGAUACAGACUACUAAUGAUGCAGUGUGAACAAAAAACCUUAUUUGAAACAUGAUGCCUGGUGGAAUGUUGAAACAAGCAGAAUGUCACAGUAACAAGUAGUCUUAGAUACAGUUGGCCACGUUUUAAAAUUUUCGGUGUACUUGCAAAUGUAAUCAAUUAAAUGUUUUAUUUCACUUUGUUUUAUUAGGAGUUACACAAUCAAAUGGAGCAGUGGAUAUAUAUAUAUAUAUAUAUAUAUAUAUAUAUAUAU
Molecule: messenger RNA, 14961 nt
Organism: Polyodon spathula (Mississippi paddlefish)
Lineage: Eukaryota; Metazoa; Chordata; Actinopteri; Acipenseriformes; Polyodontidae
Product: probable E3 ubiquitin-protein ligase HERC1
Exons: 78
Coding region: 23-14725 (4900 amino acids)
Molecular function (GO): protein binding; ubiquitin-protein transferase activity
Source: RefSeq, a predicted model, not a curated record